GAAAUAAGCCUCUAGACGUGCAAAUAGUAACAAUGAGUAAACCAAUGCAGACAAAACAUGUCUUCAAUUACAAUCAACAUUUAUAGCGUCAUAAGUGAUGAAAGCAUGAAAAAAUGUAAAUUGGCUGAAAAUUGCCGCAAAUUAUUUUCCAUGACGACAGCUGCAAUUGGCAAUCAUUUUUCAAAAUUAUUUUUUUAAAUAGCCAUUAAUUGGACAAUUUAGUAGAAAACACCCAUCAGUCAUCCGUAACAUGAAUACGAGUGAUAGAAGACAAACGAUUUACUUUUUUGGGGCCAGUUUUCUAACCAGUCUAUCGUAACUGCCUUAAGAGCUCCUUGAAAUGGUCACAAUGGAUGGCAAUAAUUUUGUAAUUGAGCAACUAAUUGCUCACAAUUUGCAGGUUUAAAGAAACAAAAUGAACAUUAAAUUCUUGCAACUACUUCUCUGCACUUUGUGGAUUUUGGAAAAAUGUGAGGCGGAAUUGGAAAUUGUGAGCCAGUGGAACUUGUUGCAGUUCGAUCCACCUUAUGGGUACAGUGCGGUUGAUUUCAGACCAGAAAACACUGUAUUCACCGGUUUGGAAGUAACAGCGGACCGAAUAUUCCUUGGAGCGCCCCGCCUAAGAGCGGGUAUUCCUGCAACAUUAUUUACCAUUCCCCGAAACAUUCCCUUAGGGUCCAGCCCUAAACCCCAACCAUAUCCCGACUGGUCGUAUCAUGGUGCCGGCUUGGGAUUGGACAACGAAACCACCUGCGCGGGUUUGGUCUCUGUUUACAGAAUGAGGCUGGACUCUUGUGGAAGAUUAUGGGCUCUAGAUUCGGGAAUAAUGACAUCGGUUGACGACUUUCAAAGAAUAUGCAACCCCAAAUUGGUGGUUUUCGACUUGAAAACGAACCAGCCAGUUAGAACCGUGAUCUUUCCUAGACAAGUACUGAGACCUGCGUCCUUACUGGCCAACCUGAUCAUCGAUGAAACCAUUCAGGGAACUUGCGAUUCAGCCUUUGUUUAUCUGGCAGAUACCGCUGCUCCAGGAAUUGUUGUGUAUGAUGCACUUCGGGACCGAACUUGGAGAGUCACUCAUCCGAGCAUGUUCCCUGACCCCAACUUUGCUACUUAUACCAUUACAGGCGAAAGUUUCACUUUGCCUGAUGGCGUAGUGGGAUUGGCCCAUUCGCCUAAGUUAGCCACCGUUUUUUACCAACCUUUGGCUACUGAUAGAAUUUUCAGUAUCCCAACUGCCACUCUAACCAAGGGCCCACCAGCUGAAUUCGAAGACAUUCCCGUGACUCUGGCAGGGAGAAAAUCCUCUCAAGGGUUGGGUUUGGCUCUGAAUCCAGCUGAUGAUACUCUAUACUUUAGUCCUUUGACCGAAACCUCAAUAGCAUCAUGGAAUCCGUUGACUAACAAGCAAAGCAUUGUGGCUUUCGAUCCAAACUUGAUUCAAUUCGCAUCCGAACUGAGAUGGAUAGAAGGCAGUCUAUGGUUUCUAAGCACCAGGUUCCAGAAAUUCUUUAAAAGAACUGUGACGCCCAAUGAAAUCAACCUGAGAGUCAUCAGAGUUCCGAAUACCAACUACAACAAUCUGAACAAUAACUUGUACUUAAAAAAGUAGAGCUGUUGGAACAACUCGGCUUUAAUACCUCUGGAUCAAGACUUAUAUUUAGAAAUUUUUUAAAUGUAUUUUCCCUAGGCGCUACCAAAUUUUAUUGUAUAAUCACAGUCAUCUACCUCUUUGUAUGGCCCCCGUUAUAUGGCGUUGUUCUAUAUCUACCAGAUAGUUUAACAACAUUGCUUUAUUCACAGUAUAUACUUGUUUCCAAAUAAGACCCUUGCUUAGUAUUGUACAUACCCAAUUUAAAUAGUAUCAUUUAGUGUUUUUACCCAGUUUUUGUAUUUAUUUUUGUACUUUUGU
Dendroctonus ponderosae (mountain pine beetle) is the source of this 1912-nucleotide messenger RNA. RefSeq names its product protein yellow. Gene Ontology annotation, cellular component: extracellular region. The record is from RefSeq and is a predicted model, not a curated record. NCBI's taxonomy places the organism in Eukaryota, Metazoa, Arthropoda, Insecta, Coleoptera, Curculionidae.